Molecule: messenger RNA, 1160 nt
Organism: Carassius gibelio (silver crucian carp)
Lineage: Eukaryota; Metazoa; Chordata; Actinopteri; Cypriniformes; Cyprinidae
Gene: lyrm5b
Product: LYR motif containing 5b
Exons: 3
Coding region: 232-477 (81 amino acids)
Biological process (GO): respiratory electron transport chain
Cellular component (GO): mitochondrion
Source: RefSeq, a predicted model, not a curated record
AGCUAGCUCGUGUAUCGACUUUUUCAUUAAAACGGGUGAGGACUUUUAUUUUGACUUGGUGUAUUCGAUGACAACAGAAGUUACAUUCCUGAUUGUUUUCAUUGCGUCCAAAGGGCAAUGAGACAUUAGCAAGUGUUUUCAUCGCCGUCCGUUUUGGAAAAAGCCUUGGCUGAGGUAACUGGUCAGCUGAAGUGUUUGGCUGAGAUCAGGGGAAUCACUGGGGUUUGAGAAAUGGCCAACUCACUCCGAGCAGAGGUAGUGCAGCUCUACAAAACUUUGCUGUUUCUUGGACGGGAGUAUCCGAAAGGAGCCGACUAUUUCAGAGACAGGCUGAGGGCUGCGUUUGCCAAGAAUAAGGAUGUGAGCGACCCUGAGAAGAUCAAAGAGCUCAUCAGCCGAGGAGAAUUCGUGGUGAAAGAGCUCGAGGCGCUCUAUUACCUCCGGAAGUACAGAGCCUUGAAGAAGCGAUAUUAUUAGACAGUAAAAAAAAAAAAAAAAAUCGCAUGCUGCACACUGCUUGAUAUUCACAUAAACAACAGCAGUGAGAGAAUGACUUUAACAUCAACAUAUAUUAUCUUAACUACACAUUUUAUCGCUAUUAUAAUAAAAACGAGCAAUAAAAUAAAAUAAAACGAUUUUAUUUGAUGAUCCAAAAUUCAAGUUCAGCUAUUGCCAACAGGUUUUAUACAGUCGUGUCUGAUAUGUUUUAGAAGGAUCUUUCUAAAUAAAACAGUGCUUGGCAGUGCUUUAUGCUGGUUCAAACAUCAGACACUAUUUUGUAUUUAAAAAGCAUUUAAUAACACUCAAACUGAGACGGUUUAAAAGUCAAAUGGUGUAACUUGAGCCGCUGUGAGGUAGAUACUGAGUCCUGAAGUUGUGCGUUUAAGAAAAACCACCACACUCUGAUACAUCCGCUCUGCAGAUGGGACAUGUGGCGUUCUCCUGUAACAAACAGAAAAAUGAUUAGUACAAAGCAGCUGUGAAUUAUUGGAUUAUGUUGUUAAAACAAGCUGGACCUUCAGCCAGCGGUCGAUGCAUUUGACGUGGUAAUCGUGGAGACAUGGAAGGAUCCUGAGUCGUUCACCCGCUUUGUAUUCACUGAAACAGAUCUGGCAACUGUAAAGAGAGUGUGAUUAAACUAUUGCAUUAUGGGAAAUUUA